GACUUAUCAAUAAAGAAAGGAAGACCAAAUACUACCACUAAUAAUAACUUCUAAGAAAGAAGAAACGAAACAACUUCUUCUUCUUCUUCUUCUUUCUUCUUCUUCUGGCUACUGCUAAAACCCAAAACAGAAACCACUGCUCAACAAUCAAGAUCUGGUGCAAUGGAUCUUCCGAACUCUCACCAUCACUACCAGAACCACCAUCAUCACAACCACCAGCAAAAGUCCAGGUACGUUUCAGUUCCCAACUCUUCUCGUUCUCACUACCCCGACGACCCCAAUUUCAACAACCCUCGUUAUCAACAACGUCAUCACCAUAUUCCACGACCUCACCCUCAGUCUCAGCCUCUGCCACCACCACCACCACCACCACCACCACGACACCAAAUGCCUUCGUUUCAACCCCUACCUCCGCCUCCGCCGCCGCCACAAUCAUCGUCUGCGGCCUAUCACCCUCCGCAGAUGCAUCCUUACAGUCCUGGACAAUCUCAAUCAUCUUUCGCUAAUCCUAAUCAUGAUCGUACUUGUUUUGAAGACGACUUAGCCAGAUCACCGUACCUUCAUCGCGAUUACUCCAUCUCGGCUAACGUUUCGAGGCAAUUAGACUUUGAGGAUGACCGCCCUAGGCAUCGUUUGGCCGAAUUUGAACCGGAAAUCCGGCAAGAAUUAUGGGAGCAACCGAGGGUUUUGGCCGAAACUAUGACUGAGAGGCCACACACGCCACUGGAUUUCGACCGCGGUUCUCAGAAGUUUCAGCUCGACCACAAACCUUUGUCUCCGUAUAAUAUGAACAGCAAAUUGAGACAUGCUUCUGAGGGCAUUUCUAGGUUUAGAGCAGAAUAUGUUGAUGGAUUUGAAUCAAAGCAUAGAGAUGAACUUUCAAGGGGUUUAGAAGAGGAUGACUAUUCUCGCCGAGGUAGCUUUUUGUCGAGUCCUGGUCCUUCUUUUCGCGAUGUAGGGUUCGCGUCUAAUCCUAGUUUGUCAGUGAGGGAUAUGGAUUUGGAAUCGGAGAGUUAUAAUCCCCGGUACGGCUCUUCUUAUAGUAAUGAUAUAUACAGGAGUGGUAGUAGAAGAGAGGGUGUUUGUCAUGACAACCAAAGAAGGGUUCACGAUCGAAAAUUUUCCAGAGAAUCCCAUAAUUCCUCUUUUGAGAAAGGAAACUCUGAGGUUAAUAAUGGCGAAGGGGCUCAUGUUGGCUCCGUGAAACGUGAGUAUUUUGGUCCAGAAUUGGGAAGGUACAAUAGUAGGGGAAGCAGGGAAGAUGCCCAUGAAUUUAAUCGUACUCCGAGGAAGCAGUUACAGAAGAAGAGUGCUUUACUUCGUCUUCAAAAAGGAAAGUCUAAUCACAGGAAUGUGGAUAGUGAGCAAUCGCAUUAUACUGGUUAUCAUGACAAUUCUAACUCCAGUUCUUUCAGGCGCAAAGAUCAAUAUGUGUAUGAAGAAGAAGAAGAAGAAGAAGAAAGAGAGGGAAGCCCAGUAGAGCUUGACGUUUCUUUUAAAUCUAAUUCACUGGUAGCUAAGGCAAUUGUGGUACCAUCGAGCUCUUCCAAUGUUACUGGUGCCGAUUUGACCAGUAGAGAUUUGAAAUUUAGGAAAGAUUCUUUAUCUGAUAAGGAUUGUUCAAAUCCAGAGCUUAGUAAAUUCUGUGAUACUACUGCAAAUAUGGAUGUUGGGAACGAUAGAUCUUCUCACAAGAAGGACACGACACAGUCAGAAGGAGUGGCUUCUUCUGGUGUUAAGAAUACGCGUGAUACUAGCACACAAGCUCAUUCAAGUGUGUCCAAUCGAUUGGUUAAAAAGACCGAAUUGAAAAAGUCUUCCGAAUGUGCUGAAAUUAAUAAUAAACAUGAUACUAAAGUUGGCUCUGAUAAUGGCUCUCGCAAGGUUGCUAAGAAGAAAAAAGUGGUGAGGAAAGUUAUAAAGAAAGUGCUACGCCCUCGUCCACAGGUGAAUUCACAACAAAAGAGAAAGCGUGAUGAACUUGCGAAAGCAGAUGUGUCCGUCCCUAGUCCAUCUGAAGCCUCCGGAAAUGACAAGGGUGAAUCAGUCUCUUGUCUUUGCCCCAAUGAAGUUAAAAUGAAGCAUGAAGGGAAAAAGUUAGAAGGGUUUGCUGCAGCUAUAGAGUCUGAGGAACUUGGCGUUAAUGACAAUUCUAGUAGGCAAAGCAUAAACAACAUAGACAAAAUUGGCAACAGCCUUUCAAGUUCUGAAGAUAUCAGGAUUGACAAAUGUCCAGAGUUAUCAGUCGAGGGCUUCCCUACCAUGUCAAAUAGUAACAAGGAUUUAGUUAGGUCACUCAGUGUAAGUACUAUUGAUAUUCCUGAAAUUGCAGAUGUGGUAAAUAUUAAAGAGUAUCAUCCAAGUGGUGACUCAUUAUUAUUUGAAGGUGCAUUAGAAAAGGACCCAAUACCAGUCACGUUGCCUAUUGGAGACAAUGUUGAUUCUGCACUCUUGAAUCCAGGGGAAAUCCAAAUGCACAACAAGCUUGUGAAUACAUAUUGUUACAACAGUGGCACAUCGGAUGUUGUCAGUGGCCUCACAUUGUCAAAUGAGGAAAGCAAAGUUUGUGAUGUUGGUACUAAUGAUGCUUUGAGCAAGCUACCUUGUAGUAUUGAGGUCGCUGCAUUGCAUGAUAAUAGUGUCCAAAAAGAUGCUACUUUGUCAGCAGAAAACUGUGCAAAAGUUGGUUUGUUAGAUUUAGGGAAGACCACCAUGGAUGAAGACAGCAGCUUGCACAUUGAUGAAACUACCUCUCUGGGAGACAACUUAAGAAAUAGUGAAAAGAACACUACCAUUUCCAGCAGUUGCACUGUGGACCACAUGCAACCAUCUACAGAUGGUGGUGCUGAAUUGUCUGAAAAUGGUGCCAUGAAAAACUUCCCUAAUACGAAAUCAUUUGGAAAUAAUAAAGGAGAUAAAUCUUUGAAUAGUAAGAAGAGAACAGUUAGAAGUCAGUUAGACUUUUCAAGUACAACUGACACUGCUUUAGAUGCUGUUAAUGUUUCUAACCCUACUACCGCUGUAGAUACAAUGUUAAGUUUUUCUGCUGACAAUGAAAAUAAUGCUGUUGUUUCUUGUAUGGGGAGUUUGGAUGUUGCCUUACCACCAGGUGAAGACCAAGCCAUUGUUCUGCAUCAAAAUAGUUCAUCUGAUGGGAUUUUCGACUCUAACUUGAUAGCUAGAGAUAAUGUCAAAGAUGAUUUCCACUUUACUCCACAUUGUAGAAAGAAGAGGAAAACUCUGAAUCCUCAUAUGGCUAUGCCUAGUCUAACAACUUCAGAGACUGAUGAACAGCCUUCAUCUACUUCUUGUGCAGAACUAUUUACUUCAAAUGAGGUUGCAAUGCAACAAAACACGGAUAUGAACAGAUCUAUUGCAGAUACUCCAUCUACUGCAACUAAUUUGACGCACUGUGUACAUGAGAUCACUGAAUUACCCAAAGGAUCUUCUAACACUGUGGUUGCUGUAAGGAGUGUCUUUAAUGACGAUACCUUGAAAUCUGAAAACCAACUUUGUUGUGAUCUAACUCUUGAGAAGUCAAUAAUUCCAACUGUGGAAUCGAUUUGUCCAGAAGGAUCAAGACAGGAACAAAAAAAUAUUGAUGCUGCAGUAGUGGCUGCUUUUGAUCAGCAUGCUGAGGCUUGUAAUAUGGAAAGAAGAGGAGUAGAAAGGCUGGGUGUGUCUGCAUCUAGAGAGCAAGUUAUUGGUCAAGAAGAACCUCCUGAAGUUAUUGCUCAAGAAGAGCCUCCUCAUUGCACAAUUCUUUCAAAUGUCCAGGCUCUAGAUAUAAAUCUGAGAUUUUCUUUUACAGGUGUGGAAUCUGAUAAUCUUCUUGUGAAAAAUGAAUUUCGCAGCUUGUCUAAUGAUCUCUCUUUGCCUGUUGAUCAAAAUGGAGUGUCCGCUGCUACCUCCAGUGAUGAAGCUAUGGAGUUGGUGCCUGAUGCUCUAAGAAACAUUGAUUCUCAGCACUCCCUGAUUACUGCAUCCAAUGCAUGCAUAUUAGAUGCCAUGUCUGGCUGUCAAAUAUCUAAUGAAACUUGUAGCGAAGAUGGAGAGCUGAUAAAAACGUUUGUGGAUACAGAUGGUUCUAUCGUAGCUGCUGAAAAAUCACUUUUGCAGUGUACUGAUGCUAAUCUAAAGUCAGAUUGUGCAACUGAAACGGACCAAGCAAUUGAGGAGAAGUUGAUAUCAUUGCCUUUGCAAGAUUCUGAAAGUUCUCCAAAAGGUGUGAAUAUCAGUAGUGAUGAUCACUACAAUGGGCAGAAGAACCAGCUGGGUCAUCCCCCUCCUAGAACCUUUCCUGGUAGUACAUCUUUUGCUGUCACCAACAUAAAAAGGAAAACCACAUCAACACAUGCCAACCCACGAACUUGGCAUCGAAAUAAUGUUUCUUCUGCAUCUCUUCCUGGAAGUAAGCCUUUCUCGAGGACUGAUCUUUCUCAAUCGCAGUUAACAGUUAAAGAUAGAAAGAUUCAAAGCACUUCUUAUGUACGAAAGGGCAAUAGCCUUGUUCGAAAGCCUUCUCCAGCUGCUUCUUUACCUCAGCGUUCUCCUGGUUUUUGUCCUGUUAACCGGUUGAGCUCAACUGGUUUAGAUGAAUCAAAGAGUAGCAUCAAAAAAGUUGAUGUUGGGAUGUCAAAUGGUUUCUUGAGGAAGGGGGAAACAAAGACUUCUUGUGAAAAGUCCAGAACAUCAUUAGUACAUAGUGGGACUAAAUUGCCUAAUGUCCCUAUAUCAUCAAGGGAUUGUACGUCUUCCCCAACAGCAGGGCCCCAUCUUAGUGGUUGCUUUGAAACUACAUCAGAUCCUAUAAGUUCAACAGAGAACACUGUCACAACUAAAUUUGUGAAGGAUUCACUGACUUCUGAAAACCAAAAUGGCAUACUUACUAGUUUGGAUAACCAGUCUGAAUUAGAUGAUGGGAAUUCGGCAUCUGUAGACCCAAAGAGAAUAGUGUAUGUAAAGCGCAAAUUGAAUCAGUUGGUUGCAACUUCAAAUUCUACUGAUUUGACGCAAUCGUCAUCCUUUGAUGGGUACUUCAAGAAGAGAAAAAAUCAGCUCGUAAGGACUUCACUGGAAAGCGACACCAAACAGCCCAUGGUUAUGCCUGAUGACAAUUUGAGUCUGGAUGUCCAAAUAACUCUCAAAGCUAUCUCAAGCAGAAGAUCGAAUAAGAAGCGUUCACAAAAGGCUGUUGCAAAGACAUUUAAACGCUCAUCAAACUCUCUGGUCUGGACACUGCGUAACUCACAGUCAUCAAAUAAUGAUAGUGGUACAAUAAGCCAUCAGAAGGUUUAUCCUCACCUUUUCCCUUGGAAGCGUACAACAUACUGGAGAAAUUCCAUGCAAAACUGGAAUUCGAUUUCCAAAAGUAAUUCCUUAGCAAUCAGUGGGAAAUUGCUGUUAUCAAGAAAGCGAGAUACAGUUUACACAAGGUCAACCAAUGGAUUUUCACUACGAAAAUCAAAGGUGUUAAGUGUUGGUGGAUCAAGUUUAAAAUGGUCAAAAUCCAUUGACAAACACUCAAAGAAAGCUCACGAGGAAGCUACACUUGCUGUUGCUGAGGUUGAGAAGAAGAAAAGAGAACAGAAAGGAUCUACACGCAAUAGUUCUGGUUCCAAGGACAGAAGUCAUUCUUCACGUGAGAGGAUAUUCCGUGUUGGCUCGUGCCGUUAUAAAAUGGACCCAUCAAGACGAACACUUCAGAGGAUAUCAGAUGAUGAUUCAUCAUUUGCUGCUACAGUUCAUCCUGAUAAGGAUGCAAAGAGAUCCUACAUCCCCAGGAGACUAGUGAUUGGCAAUAAUGAAUAUGUUCGGAUUGGAAACGGUAACCAGCUUGUUAGAGAUCCAAAGAAACGAACAAGGAUAUUGGCAAGUGAGAAGGUCCGUUGGAGUUUGCACACUGCCAGGGUCCGGCUGGCUAAAAAGAGAAAGUAUUGUCAGUUCUUUACAAGAUUUGGGAAGUGCAACAAGGAUAAUGGGAGAUGUCACUUCAUUCAUGAUCCAUCCAAAAUUGCAGUUUGUACAAAGUUUUUGAAUGGUUUAUGUUCUAAUGACAACUGCAAAUUGACCCACAAGGUUAUUCCAGAAAGAAUGCCAGAUUGCUCAUACUUUUUGCAAGGUUUAUGCACCAAUAAAAGCUGUCCUUACCGACAUGUAAAUGUGAAUCCAAAGGCAGCGACUUGUGAAGGAUUUCUCAGGGGAUAUUGUUCUGAUGGGAAUGAGUGCCGGAAGAAGCAUAGCUACAUCUGUCCAAGUUUUGAAGCUACAGGAACCUGUCUUCAAGAAUCCAAAUGCAAGCUCCAUCACCCUAAAAACCGAAUGCAGGAAAAGAAAAGGAAACGAUCAAGAGAAUUGAGAAAUGAUAGAGGGCGGUAUUUCGGCUCUCCAGAUCCCCAGGUUCCUGAGUCCAGAAAAGCGGGGUUUGAGAAGAACAUUGCACAAGAUUACAAUAACAUCAUUGCUAAUGAAAAUUUAACUGAUUUUAUUGCCAUGGAUGUUACCGACGAGGAUGCUGGAGAAAGCAAUGAUCCAUCAAGCGAGCAAACAACAUUUUGUGAUAGUGAUACCUCAGACUUACAACUAGAUGAUUUUGAAGAGCUACUGAUCAAACCAUUUCGCUUAAUGGAUUCAAGUCCAACGAGUUCUUCUCUAGUGUGAACACACUAGGAGGAGAUUAGUUUGUUGUAAAUGUAGGCACAACUGUACACCUUGGGAGAGAGUGUGUUUCUUUUUCUUUGUAUAGUUUUUUUUUCUCUUUUUUUUUUAGGUUAGAAUGGGUAAAUUUCUAUAUCUGUAUUUUACAGUGGCAAUACAAGAAAGAGAAAUUAGACAUUAUACACAAAAGUGAAAUUUGAGGUGCC
This is a messenger RNA of Cannabis sativa, 6863 nucleotides long. RefSeq lists its product as uncharacterized. The record is from RefSeq and is a predicted model, not a curated record. Lineage: Eukaryota; Viridiplantae; Streptophyta; Magnoliopsida; Rosales; Cannabaceae. Gene Ontology annotation, cellular component: nucleus. Gene Ontology annotation, molecular function: metal ion binding. The transcript has 10 exons. The coding region runs from base 163 to 6660 and encodes 2165 amino acids.